UUUUGACAAUAUUCUCAUUGACAUUUCUGUUUGACAUAAAGCAUUUGACGUUUGGUUGUCUGUUUUUACCGAAAAUUACGUAAAAUAAAUCGGGCUGACCACCAUGUCGAUUUUAAAAUCGGAGUACUAUGACCAUCCAGAGGGAUCAGACGCUAUUGGCAAAAUGGUUGCCACGAACAAAUAUGCUGCAGCAGCUGGUUUGUCAUGGUCAGUGUUCGAUGUACUUAUGGUGAGCCAUCCAAAAGGUUAUUUGCCUACACUUGCACGCAUUGCAUAUAACACAGGUCCUCUUAUGGGCAUGGCAUCUGCUUUUACAAUGACUACGUAUGUCAUUACAAACGUACGUGGAAAGGACGAUAGACUUAAUUAUUUCCUUGGAGGAAUGGCUGCAGGGUGCGUCUACGGUGCUUGGAAACGCAGUGUUGUAGCUGGUUGUGUGUCUGGAUUAUUUUUAGGUAUUGCUGGAACUGUAAAGAAGCUUUCAAAAAUUGAGGGCUGGGAAUUUUUUCCGGAAGUACAUACAAGAUAUUCUAGUAUAAGCCCACACGAUUGGACAUUAAUGACUGGCCCUCCGAAAAAUUGGACGACAGAACAACCCGCUGAAAAAGAGGCUGAAUAAAACGAUAAAAUAUAUUUUCAAAUAAAAAAGUGAUUUUGCAACUGUAUAAAACUUUUCAUCGUUCUCUUGUGUAAAAUAAAUAAAUUUAAAAAUUAAAUAA
This is a messenger RNA of Teleopsis dalmanni, 719 nucleotides long. RefSeq names its product NADH dehydrogenase [ubiquinone] 1 alpha subcomplex subunit 11 (gene ND-B14.7). The coding region runs from base 104 to 619 and encodes 171 amino acids. The record is from RefSeq and is a predicted model, not a curated record. NCBI's taxonomy places the organism in Eukaryota, Metazoa, Arthropoda, Insecta, Diptera, Diopsidae. The transcript is spliced from 4 exons. Gene Ontology annotation, biological process: mitochondrial respiratory chain complex I assembly.